Perkinsus marinus ATCC 50983 is the source of this 2840-nucleotide messenger RNA. Its product is annotated as UDP-glucose 6-dehydrogenase, putative. Gene Ontology annotation, cellular component: nucleus; cytosol. Gene Ontology annotation, biological process: glycosaminoglycan biosynthetic process. Bases 9 to 2840 code for a protein of 943 amino acids. Gene Ontology annotation, molecular function: NAD binding; UDP-glucose 6-dehydrogenase activity. NCBI's taxonomy places the organism in Eukaryota, Perkinsozoa, Perkinsida, Perkinsidae. The record is from RefSeq and is a predicted model, not a curated record. The transcript has 23 exons.
AGUACCAUAUGACUUCUCAAUUUCAAUUUCAUUGUGAUGAAUCCAAUCGGCUACACCUCCCACCUCAGCAGCAUUACCCUCGUAAGAGUGGCAUCAGGCGAAAAGCCUCCCAGGCUAGACGGCAUCCUCGGUCGGUCGUGCUGAUGGCCACCGACUUCACACCAAUGGCCAAGGCGCCGCAGACAUUAUUGUCAUUCCCAGAGGUGGAGGAGCUCAGCCGUACGGUCCUGCUCACCAACAUGCCUAUGCCGCCUAACACGACAGGGUACGAUCUGAGCCCUGCUGAGAUGGCAGCUGUUGCCAAGUUCUAUUCGAAUUGGUUGACCACCUAUGGCUCGAUAGAAAAGGUGGAAUUGUGCGACCCUGCGGGUUCACUGGUUUGCGUUUUCACCCACAGGGAAGGUGCAUUAUUGGCCGUAGCGGGCAUGCACCAGAGUCGGCCGGUAGUAGUCGGGACCCGCGGCAAUGCUCGUGAUGGGCAGGUCAUAGCCACACUGGCCUCAAACAGACGUAAACUUCACACUAUUAAAGGGCGUCAGAUAUACUCCUAUGAAGGCAUGUUGCCCUUUACUACCACGAAUGGUCAUAUCUCGGACACUAAAGUGACGGUGGUGGUCUGUCUCAAGAAUCUACCGCCUGAGUCGACGCGUGAGCAGGUCUAUGCGGUCAUCAGCCGAUUCUCUAGGUCGGUGUAUAUUCCUCCGGAACCCCAGAUUGCGGGUAAACUUUUGUGUUACUUCCGAAGCUCCGGCGAGGCCCAUAUCUUUAUGGCAGCAGUGAAUUAUGCAUGUGGUGAUGGUCCCGUGUACUUGGCCGAGGAGACAUACCGUAAUUUUAUACCUAGAAGUUGGAUAGUAGCUGAGGUCCACGCUCACAAGUUCAGAGAUUCUCAGGGGAAGAAUUCUACAUCCAUAACGCCUUUGUUGUCAACGGCUCGGAAUCGUUAUAGCGCGUUAGACGUGUUGUUGAGGAUGGCACGGGGAAGGCUAGAUGCGGACAGCAUGUGUAGUAAUGACGACAGUUAUAUGCUUGAGACCAGCUGUGAUGGAAGUGUCCGCUGCCCUCCUAGUUCCGCUCGCUCAACCCCGCGAUCUGCGCCGUUGCUCGUACCUCCCGCGGCAUUCCAAGAUCCGAUAGGCAACCUUCUGGUUCACAAUCCCAUCGCUAUCCACGCUCUACGUAGAGCUUAUGAAAUGCUAGCCGACUGGUAUCCCCCGGGAGCCCUCACUCUGGCUAAGCCCGAAGCCAACGUCCGGCAUCAGAAACAGCUCAGUAGCUGCUUAUGGCGAAAUCAUAUUGAGGAGGGAGUGCAUGGGUCGGCUGUAGGACAGAACUCGCCGAUUCGCAACAUAUGCACUACGCGUGUCUGCUGUAUUGGUGCUGGAUAUGUUGGGGGUCCUACGAUGGCUAUGAUAGCGUACAAAUGCCCACAUAUACAAGUCUGUGUCGUGGACUUAUCGGAAGAGCGCAUUGCUGCAUGGAACUCGGACGAGCUGCCUAUAUACGAACCGGGACUCGCUGAGAUCGUGAAGGAAUGCCGCGGUCGUAACCUGCACUUCUCGACCAACGUCGCCUCUGCUGUUGCUGAUUGUGAUAUCAUAUUCGUGUCGGUGAACACUCCGACCAAGAAACACGGUCAAGGAGCAGGGCGGGCUGCUAAUCUGGCGCCGUGGGAGGGAGCGGGCCGAACAAUAGCGGCUCAUGCGAGAGGCCCUAAGAUCAUCAUUGAGAAGAGCACUGUGCCGGUGAGGACGGCCGCUGCCCUACAGAGGGUCUUGGAUGGCCAAGGCACAUCUCAGAAAUACGUUAUUCUUAGCAAUCCUGAGUUCCUGGCUGAAGGCACGGCUAUGGCGGACCUGGCGAAUCCUGAUAGGGUUCUCAUUGGAGGACCCCAGAAUAGUGACGGUCGCUUUGCUAUCGACGUGGUUGUUGGAGUCUACGCCAGUUGGGUGCCUCGUGAGCGCAUCAUUACUACUAACCUGUGGUCCAGCGAGCUCUCCAAACUAGUGGCCAACGCCUUCUUGGCUCAAAGGGUUUCUAGUAUUAACGCCAUUUCGAUGUUGUGUGAAAAGACAGGGGCUGAUGUGAAUGAAGUCGCACAUGCCAUAGGCACUGACUCUCGCAUCGGUCCUAAGUUCCUCAGCGCCUCUGUCGGCUUUGGUGGAUCGUGCUUCCAAAAAGACAUCCUCAACUUGGUGUACCUCUGUGAACAGUUUAACCUCCCUGAAGUGGCGAACUACUGGCGACAAGUAGUCGAGAUGAACGAUUUGCAGAAAACCCAUUUUGUCCAAACGAUAAUUAACUCGAUGUUCAACACAGUGCAGGGAAAGAAGAUCUGUAUCCUUGGCUUUGCCUUCAAGAAGGACACUGGUGACACUCGUGAGACGGCAGCUUUGUCGGUGUGCGCUCAGCUCAUGCACGAUGGUGCCAUUCUGCACGUGUACGACCCCCAGGUUACUCGAGAGCAGGUAUCAAGGAGGAAUAGGGAGUUCACUGGAAUAUGUUUCCAUCAGGCACUGCUGGAGUUUUCCGAUCAUGAUAUGUCUUUCGACUUCGACAAGCAGUUCGUGUCAGCUAUCGACCCCGCUAGUGCAGCGAAGGGCUCCCAUGCUAUUGUUGUGCUCACUGAAUGGGAUAUGUUUAAGGAGCUUCCUUAUGAGGAGUACUUCAAUACUAUGAUCAAACCUGCCUUCAUAUUUGAUGGUCGCAACAUCCUGAAUCAUGGGAGUCUGAUCAAAAUAGGCUUCGAGGUCCAUGCUAUAGGCAAGGCAUUGAGAAACCGUGGCCUCAUUAAAGCAACUCCACGAUCCGUUACGGACUCCCCUGAGUUGGGCAUGUGA